This is a messenger RNA of Rubroshorea leprosula, 3946 nucleotides long. The record is from the annotation of a GenBank genome assembly. Lineage: Eukaryota; Viridiplantae; Streptophyta; Magnoliopsida; Malvales; Dipterocarpaceae.
AUCAUGGCUCUUCCACCAUUAAUUUUCAACUCGAUUUGUUUCUCUCUCAGAUGCUUUUAUUCUUGUUUUCUCUCUUCUUAUAAAUUGCGUGAUCCAUUUCCUAAGGUCAUUUAAGUUUUAAGGCACAAUUAGCUUAUAUCCAACAAUUUCAUAAAUGCAGGAACUUUUUAAUGGACAUCAUAAAACCAGUCAUGGAUAUUGUAAAGGAUGUUGUACCUACAGUUAAGAAAUAUGUCAAGUAUCAGAUAUGUCACAAGGAUUAUGUCAAUGAAUUCAAAGAAAUGCAAACAAAGCUGGAGCGCCGACAGAAAGAUGUUGCGGAAGGACUGCGUACUCAGCUUAUGCAGCCUGGACAGACUGCAAAGCAGGAAGUUGAAGCUUGGCUAAAGGAAUCAAACCAAGCAACUGCAGAAAAAGGGGUUGAAGAUCUAAUCUGCAAAGGGGGCUGUUUCACAUAUAUUUGCUCAUCAAGAAAGCUCGAUAAAAGGACUCAAUCACUGAAUGAAGGAAUAUUUAAGCGAGGAGAAAAAUAUACAAAUUCUGGUGUGAGUUUGGUGGUAGAUGAUCACUCAAUCAAAGGAGUUCCACUCCUUGUUGACAAAUUUAGUUGUAGGGAUGAUAUACAAGAUCAAAUUCUAGAAUGGUUGAAGGGAGACGAGGUUACAAGAAUUGUAGUUUCAGGAAUGGGCGGUGUGGGCAAGACAACAAUUAUGAAGCAAGUCCACAACCAACUCUUGAAAGAACCCAAAUUUAACAAAGUUAUUUGGGUAAAAGUGUCAAAAGACUUUGACAUUAUUGUCCAGCACAAAAAGAAGUUUGAUAUUCUCAAGUUUCAAAAAAGGAUUGCAAGUAGCUUAGAAUUAAAGCUGGAGCCAGAGGAUCAUGAGAAUGAAACCAAGCUUGCAGGAUUGAUUUCACAAAGGCUGGGGCAGGGCAGCUUCUUGCUAAUUCUGGAUGAUGUGUGGGAGCCUUUCUCUUUAGAAGAUGUUGGAAUUCCUGAUCUAGUUGGAAAUAAUGGUUGCAAGUUAGUGAUCACAACACGGUUACAACAUAUUGCUCGUGUAAUGGAUUGUAAGGUGAUUGUGGUGAAUCCUCUUCCAGCUAAUGAAGCAUCAGCAUUGUUCUUGGAGAAAGUUGGAAGUGAUGUGUUUUCAGAUGGCAAAAUUAAAAGAGAUAUAGAGCCAUUUUUAAAGCAAAUUUUGCAGAAAUGUGAUGGAGUACCCCUUGCUAUUGUGACAGUGGCAAAAUCAAUGAGAGGGAAAUUACUCCCUCGUCAUUGGAAGCUGGCACUUUCUGAAUUUAGUAAAUUUGAAAGCAUUGUUAGUUGUUUGAAAUUCAGUUAUGAAUGCCUAGAACCACAAUGCCAGGAGUGUUUCUUAUAUUGUGCAUUGUAUCCUGAAGAUUAUGAAAUCCCAAAGGAGGAGUUAAUUGAGUAUUGGAUUGAGGAGGGGCUUAUAUAUAAAGAAGGGAAAAGUAGGGAGGCAAUGAAUUGGAAGGGUCAUGAUAUACUUGAUAAGCUGGUUGACAACUGCCUGUUAGAAUUGGUUAAAAAAAAUUACCAAGAAGAUCGUGUGAGUAUGCAUGAUCUUCUCCGAGAAAUGGCGUUGGAAAUUAGUCCUCAAUUCUUGGUGAAAGCUGGCAUGGCCUUGGAAAAGUUACCAGAGGAGCAUGAAUGGAGGGAAGAUCUUUUGAAAGUUUCUUUAAUGAGGAAUUACAUAACUGAAAUUCCUUCAAGCAUGCCAUCUCUGAAGUGUCCUAUGCUCACAACCUUGCUGUUGCCCAAUAACAAAUUUUCAACAAUUCCAGAAGCUUUUUUUGAGCAUAUGCUUGGGCUCAAGAUUCUUGACCUUUCCAACAAUCUUGAGCUAAGUAGGCUGCCAAGUUCUGUGUCCAAAUUGGAGAAGCUUACUACAUUAUUGCUGGGGGAUUGUGAGUCCUUAAGAGAGGUACCAUCUUUAUCCAACCUUGUAGGCUUAAAAAAGUUGGACCUUUCCUCGACAUCAAUUGAAGAACUACCCCAAAGCCUCAACACAUUAACAAAUCUAAAAUAUCUUGGUCUUGGUGGAAGAUUACCUGAAACACUUGAUGAACUGGCACAAAAUUUCUCAAAACUUCAAUAUUUAACAGUAAAUACCUACACAAAAUUUAAAUGGGAGAAGAUUGGAAGUUGGGGGAAGCUUCAAAACCUUGAGAAGCUGAAUCUUUGUAAUUUGGAUAACUUGAAUGCAGUGUUUGGGGAAGCAGGAACAGUUGCUGAGUCAACACCUCUACCAGCUGGCACAUUUUCCUCUCUUCAAUAUAUUAGUGUUUUUGCGUGUAAUAAAAUAAAGAAGUUAUUCUCAGUUAGGUGGUUGGGGUAUCUCCAAGAACUACAAACUAUUGAUGUUAGUUAUUGUGAGCAACUAGAGGAGGUAAUAGGGUUUGAAUUUGAAGGAGGAGAAAAAGUCACUCUACCCAAGUUAGAAAGGUUGAGAUUGACCAUAUUGCCUCAAUUGAAGAGCAUCUAUAGCAGUUCCAGUACUGUUUUGAUUUGUGAUUCUAUCAAGAAGAUUGAAAUUGAGGAUUGCAAAAAUAUAGAGAGUGUUUUCUGGUCAGGGUUCAACCCACUUUCAAAUCUUGAAUAUCUAUUGCUUAGAGAGUUAAAGAAUCUGAAAUCUGUGUUUGAUGGAGAAGGUCUUGGUUUAUCGCCAUUUGUACCUCCCACAAGCUUUUUCUCUCUUAAAGAAAUUAAGGUUUUUGGGUGUGAUCAAUUAAAGGAGGUAUUCUCAUCUGGAUGGCUGCUCCACUACUUCCAAUCUCUAGAGACUAUUGAGGUUGGAUGGUGUUCACAAAUGGAAGAGCUGAUAUCGUCCUCAACACACGAAGAAGAAAAAGUCACUCUAGCUAAGUUACAAAGCUUGAAAUUGACAAGAUUGCCGGCAUUGAAGAGCAUUUGCAGUCACUCCAGUGUGUUGAUUUGUGAUUCCAUCCAGAGUCUGAGGAUUGCCCACUGCGAGAAGCUAAAGAGGAUUCCUCUGAAUUUUCCCUUGCUUGAUAAUGCCCAAUCAUCUCAUCCUCCUUCCCUCAAAGAAAUUGUGGUAUUCCCAAAAGAAUGGUGGGAAUCAUUGGAAUAGGACUAUCCCAAUGCAAAAGAAAUCCUUUUACCCUUCUGUGAAUUUCAGUAGAUUGAUUGGUUUUUGUGGUAGGGCGCACUGCAAAUAAAAUUUGGUAUUUAGCUCUGUAACCACAUGAAAGUCGGAGGAAAUCAAAUUUUCACCUAUUGCUGUUGCUGUUGGGUUUUCAAUUUAAUAUAAAUUUGAUAUUCUUUGUUUUUCUUUUGCUAUGUCUGUAUCAAAUUCUAAGUGGAAAUAUUUGUUUCUUUAUUAUGUGUGUAAUUUUGUCUUUGAAAUUGUGUGUAAAAAAGACUUGAAAUUAAUUAGGAUGUAUAUAAUUUCCUUUGGAAAGUGAAAGGGUUAUGUCCAGAAACAAGUGUAUUUGACUUUGCUUGGGAAUAUAUUAUGGAUGCCUUCUUAUAGGAGAUCUUUCACAGAAGGGUUGGAUCAGGAAGAUGGAUGCCUCUUUAUACAGUGUAGUGCAAAAACUCUUACGUGAAUGUAGGACAAUGCUAUGAUAAGCUUUGUCUUAAAGAGUUAAUUUAGGGUUGAGAUGGAAGAAUUCCGUACUGCUAGAAUUUGAUGAUCUGAACUAUGGUUGUCUUUCUGGAUUACAGCAUAACUAUUUGUCAAUAGACUGAGUAAGGCACAAUGCAGCCUGAGGUUGGAGUGUUUUCCUCUUCACCAAGUCCUCCCAUUUUCAAGUAUAUGAUACGAAAACAAUCAGAAAUGCACUGCCUCAAUUCACCAGUGCUCUAUGUUAAAAGUCUUUAUUUUUUUUAUAAUAUAAAUUAGUAUAUUAUUUUAAAGGUUAUUAAAUCCUAGGCUUCGAUUAAUAAAUCUUGAAACCAUGU